CGUUAAUACUGCGACGCCAGAUCGAUCUCAACCCUAGUCUUUCUCCCUAACCCCCUCUCUGCUCCCCCACUCCCUCCCUCUUCUCCUUCGAUAUCGGACCUCCUCUUCUCAUUAUUUUUUCUCCUUGAUUCCACCGUCGUCAUCGCCGCGGUUUCCGCUUUCUGCGUCCCCUCAGGUGGCCCCGGAGUCCGGCAACAAGGCAUCCGGCUCCUCUCCCUCCUUCCAUUUGACUUCCUGUGAACCCGCGUUUGCUCUUCAUGGCGAUCUAGAGGAGGACUGGUUCGAACUCACAUAAUAAAGUCAAAACAGAUGUUGAAUUGUGAAUAUUGUAAGCUACGAUAGAAUGGAUCCUGAGAGCAAGAAGUUUGGAAGAGGACCUAGGGAGCUUACAGGUGCUGCUGAUUUGAUUAACCGCUACAAGCUGUCAGCACACCAUGAUUUCUUUUGCAAAAGAAUUCUUCCUUUGUCAAUUUCAGACACACAUUAUCUCCACAAUGUUGUAGGAGACACAGAAAUCCGAAAGGGAGAAGGCAUGGAGCUGGGUCAGCUCUUUCAGAGUGCUCCAUACCUGAGAGAGACAACAGCUCAGAUUCAACAAUUCAACUUGGAUCUACUAGGGCAAGCAUUUGAGCUGCGAGAUACUGCACCUAUUGACUUGCCUUUGUCAGAAAAAGGAACACCAACCAUUCCUGGGAAAUCUAAAGGAGAUUCUAAAGACAAGGGGAGGAAGCACAAAAAACACAAGGUCAAAGAUAGAGAAAAGGACAAGGAGCAUAAGAAGCACAAACGUCGACAUAAAGAUCGGAGUAAAGAUAAAGACCGAGAGAAAAAGAAGGAUAAAAGUGGACAUCAUGAUUCUGGUGGUGAUCAUUCAAAGAAACAUCAUGAGAAGAAGAGGAAACAUGAUGGUAAUGAAGAUUCAGUAGAUAAUCACAAACACAAGAAAAGUAAGGUAGUAGGCAUGCAUAAGAGUCUAAAGAUUGAAGAAGUGGGAGGGAUAAAGGUUUCAAGCUGAUAGAAGUUGACUACUUGUUGUCUGUCUUCAUUGUCUCACUAUCAAGCAUGCUGUUGGAGAAGAUUAGUUCGAAGGAUUUCUUAUCUUGCACCAGAAUUCUUUGAGGUAAUCUGCUUCUUGUCGUCGUGAUAACAUGGCCAGACUACCCCUUUUUGAUCAAUUAAUUCUUAAAUUGUCUGAUAUAAUUUGUUAUGAUGAACUGAUCUGAUUUCUGUGUCAUGAAUGUACUUUAUGUCCAUAAAUGGCUAUAUAAAUUAGGCUUGCCACCAUUGUUGUGGCAUGUUGCUGGAAUCAUAGAAUCAUUAUUUUUAGUCUUUUUGGUAUCAUUGAAUAUGUCUGUACUCUUUGGCACUUAGGCUUAAAUCUACCACUCUUUGUCUCUAUGUUCUGAGUUAAAAGUUCAAAAAAGAAAAUAAAAAGCUGAAAUUAUGCAAUCAUACGCAUACAUAUUAAUGAACUAGUUGAAAUAGCCCUCUAGAAACUGCCACUAAUCAUUUUGUGGUCAGGAACUCCAUCGUUCAAGGAUUGCCAUUCUGUGUGAUACCUUUUUGGCACGGGCAGAAAAAAAAAGGUCUACUCAUAUGUCUGCACCUCAAUGUUACGUCAACACCUUGGCAUGGGUCAGCAUCGUGCACACGAAUUCUUUUCUGGCGUGGUGCGUUCCAUUCUCACAUUGGUCGGAACAACAAGCUUUGCCAGUGAUCACACUUUAAUAUUUAUAUGAGUGUUUUUCUUAAAGUAACUUUGCAUUUUGGUUUCUGGGUGAAGAUGCAAGUUUUUGUAUCAUCGCUUUUUCAUCUAACUUUCUUCUUAACUUGGUGCAUCACCUGGCAUGUUCUCUGUAGUUCAUGAAUUGUUCUGUGUAUUUUGUGAUGGCUUGACACGUUUGUAAUUUCAUUGGAUUCCAAGUCCAAAUGUUACGAUUGAUAAUUUUUCCAAACUACCAAAGGAGCAAUGCUACAUGCACAAGAUUCAGAUCUUGAACAAAACUGAGAUAAACCGUUUUUUUGGAAGGUUAUUAAUUACCAGGAAUGCUCCUGCAAUUUUGUACUUGUGAUCUAAGAUGCACAUGCAAUCUGCAUGUCACAACAUUUAUACUUUUAAUGUAUUAAGUUAUUUUUGUUGAUACAUCAUAACUAUUUAAAGACAAAUGAGAUCCAUAAUCCAUAUUACAUGUUCCAACUUCCAACCCUAGAUUUUAUUCAAGAAAAAAAUAAUAACUAUAAAGACACCAAAUAACAAGACAAAAUUAAUGAGUUAAGAGUUAUUGGGUUCUCUAUCACAAUUGGCUUUUUCUAAACUAAAUUUAUAGCUCAUGGCUCAGCAACUUUAAAUAUUUUAUAUGUUGGAGCUAGUGAUUUAACCAAAAUGUUUCUGUAGCAAGUCACAGUUCACAAUAAUGAACCAAUUAGCUAGAACACCCACAUGUUAAACCUCACUUGUACUGUAGCCUAAAACGUUUCACUUUUCAGUAGGUUAGCAGUAAUAUUGGGAUAUUUUAGUCCCUUUAUGAGGAAGAUCAUGAUGUGAUGUAUAUUCUACAAGUAAAUGUGGUCUUUAAGGCAUAGAAUUCUCUUCCUUUAGUUGAUUUUGUGGUUAUUAAAAAAUAGUUCUGAAGUUGAAAAUAAAGGUAAUUCUUGUAUUAUUGCAAUUAUUUGUCAUAAUUAGUUUGUUUGUACAUGUACAGUGAAUUCAUUUCCAAAUGACAAUCAAUUUGUUAUUAUCUGGAGUGGUGGAUCAUUUUCUUUUAAAAAUAUUAGGUGUAACUUCAGUCUUCAUCUGUAGGUGAUGAGAAAUUUACACUACGUAUAUAUGGUUUAAUAUGCAUGAGAAAAGAACAAUAUCUGCUUGAUGCAACAGGGAGCAGGGAGGUGUCGUAGUUUGAACCCGACGAAGAUGAUGAUUGACGAUAUAUUCACUUAACUUUUUUGUAUCAUGUGGAUCUAUAUAAGCAUGUUAACUUUUGUCUAUGGCUGCUAUUUCUUCAUUAGUUUAUCCUGGCAUAUAUUAUGUUAUUGUUUUCUCCA
This is a messenger RNA of Musa acuminata AAA Group (dessert banana), 3042 nucleotides long. RefSeq names its product mediator of RNA polymerase II transcription subunit 19a-like. Bases 344 to 1015 code for a protein of 223 amino acids. The record is from RefSeq and is a predicted model, not a curated record. Gene Ontology annotation, molecular function: transcription factor binding; transcription coregulator activity. Gene Ontology annotation, cellular component: mediator complex. The transcript has 6 exons. Lineage: Eukaryota; Viridiplantae; Streptophyta; Magnoliopsida; Zingiberales; Musaceae. Gene Ontology annotation, biological process: positive regulation of transcription by RNA polymerase II.